AGAGAAGCAAAAUUCUUUUCCAGCCAUCUUGUGGCAGCGAGAACUUCGCAACAAUCCUCGUAGAAUCGGAGGAAAAUCCUGCUGAAGGGGCGCCAUCAUGCCCGGACAUCUGCAAGAAGGUUUCGGCUGUGUCGUAACCAAUCGGUUCGACCAGCUAUUUGAUGAUGAAGAAGAUCCGUUUGAGGUAUUAAAGCAGGCAGAAACUAAGAAGAAGGACACGGCCACUCCUGGUGCCGCCAAGACCGCUGCUCAAGCUACAAAGCAGACCAAAAAGGAGUCACAAAAAGACAGGAAAAACCCUCUUCCCGACAAAAAGGAAGAGACACAGGCCCCAGUUUCCCUCAAGAAGGAUGGCAUGAGGAGAAUGGGUCGGCGACCUGAGCAGCAGGGCCAGCAGAGCUCCCAGCAGAGCUCCCAGCAGAGCUCCCAGCAGGUCACCCAGCAGGGCUCCCAGCAGGGCUCCCAGCAGCAGCAGCAGCAGCAGCAGCAGCCAUUGCCACAGCAGCAGGGGGGGCAGGGUGAAGGUCGGCCUCAAGCAGAUAGGCGGCCUGAGAGAAGGCCACCCCGUGACCGCAAGCCAGACAAACCUGCCGAAGACAAGCCAGCUGAAGGCGGAGAGUUCUCUGUAGAAAAGUCAGCCGGGGAAAGACCGUUCCGGGGUCGUGGAGGUGGCAGGGGUAGCCGUGGAGGUCGCGGCAGAGGCAUUGGACGGAGCGACGGAUUUGAUUCACGUGGCAAACGCGAGUUUGACAGACACAGUGGCAGCGAUCGAUCCAGCCUGAAAGCAGAGGAAAAGCGAGGAGGGAGUGGAUCUCACAACUGGGGCACUGUCAAGGAUGAACUGAGCGAGCUUGACCAGUCAAAUGUCACGGAGGAAGGAGAGGAACACCCGCCUGCUGACUCGGAAAACAAGGAGAACGAAGCCGAAGAGGGGAAAGAGGAAAGCCCAAAGGAGAUGACUCUGGACGAGUGGAAGGCACAGCAGGACAAGGAGAGAGCAAAGGUGGAAUUCAACAUUCGCAAGGCCAACGAGGGUGCUGACUGGAAGAAAGGCUAUGUGCUGCACAAGUCCAAGGCCAAGGAGGCUUCUGGUGAUGAUGCUGCCGGUGAUCACCACUUCCGCAAGCCAGCCAACGAUAUCACGUCCCAGCUGGAGAUUAAUUUUGGGGACCUGGGCCGCCCUGGGCGUGGCCGUGGCGGAACCCGAGGUGGGAGGGGGGGCCGCGGUGCCACCCGGCCGCCCCGUGAACGCAGGUCCGAUAAGGCAAGCGGAGCUUCUGCCCCUGAUGUGGAUGACCCUGAGGCCUUCCCGGCCCUGGCUUAAGCCACCCAGUGCGUGGCUAUGAUCAGCCUGCCACUGGGUCCUUCCUCCCAGGCUGUUUGCUACGAGGCUUGCAUGCUAGUGGAUCCUUCAGCAGAUGAAAUGAUGGAAGACUGUCAUCCAUCCCGUUCACCCCUGAGGACUGAAUUUUACUUGUUUUAGAAAAAAGGAGAAAAUCUUACCAAAAAAAAGAAAGGACUUCUUGCUACUUGGAAGCAAAUUAUUGGUAGAGGUUUUGUAUUCAGAUAUAAGAUAGCAGGGAUGUUUUCAUACAAUAUUUUUUUCAGGUUGUUUCAUUCUCCAUGAAUACUUUUUGUACUGCUGCUUGAAAAUAUGCAUUUCCAAAUAUAGGUUUUGGUAUGAAGAGUGCAUCAGGUAGCUUGUGUUGACCCUUGGCUUGCUUUCUUCCUAUGCCUUAGAUACUCGUAAGACACUUCUAAAUUACCCAAGAGUUUAUCUGUAAAUUGCACCAAUCUGCAUAUUUUGUUUUGAAAGUGUUACUGCAUUGAACUGGAUUUGUGUUGGUGUUGGUUCUUUGGGCCUUUAACAGCUUCAUAUCUGCGAUCUUAAAUGAAGCAACAUUUGUAGCUUGAUGCCAAAAUCUUUCUACCUUCAGAAUAGCUCAAGAUAAUCCUGAGAAGCAUUUUCAUAUAUCCCAAAUGUGACUUAUGACCAUAAGAUAUAGAUUAGUUUAUUGACAUUGACUUAGGAUGCGUUCAGGAUAGUAAGGUACUCAUUCAUCAAAGAAUUUGGAUAAAAAAAAAAAAAUCUAGUUUACAUUUUGCACUCCUGUUUACCACAAGAAUUGGUUUAUCUUAUUUUAUGACAGCAGUUCUGUUUUAAGUUUGGUUCUCUAAUGUCUUGGUGCUUUUCUACAACAGCACUACUCCAUAGGUGUUCUGAAAGAUACCAGUUGUUCAGUGUGGAAUGACUGAGUGCUGUGAAAAAUGUGUGAAUUCUAACCCUGCUAUUACUCAGACCUCUGUCCAUAAUUAAAAAGAUGGUCUAUUCAAA
This is a messenger RNA of Electrophorus electricus (electric eel), 2335 nucleotides long. It is a transcript of the gene serbp1a, whose product is annotated as SERPINE1 mRNA binding protein 1a. Gene Ontology annotation, cellular component: nucleus; cytoplasm. The record is from RefSeq and is a predicted model, not a curated record. Gene Ontology annotation, molecular function: mRNA 3'-UTR binding. Lineage: Eukaryota; Metazoa; Chordata; Actinopteri; Gymnotiformes; Gymnotidae.